Acanthochromis polyacanthus (spiny chromis) is the source of this 8123-nucleotide messenger RNA. RefSeq names its product vasohibin 2 (gene vash2). Gene Ontology annotation, cellular component: cytoplasm. The transcript is spliced from 9 exons. NCBI's taxonomy places the organism in Eukaryota, Metazoa, Chordata, Actinopteri, Pomacentridae. The record is from RefSeq and is a predicted model, not a curated record. The coding region runs from base 296 to 1408 and encodes 370 amino acids. Gene Ontology annotation, biological process: regulation of angiogenesis.
CGUUGGCACUGCCGGGGAAACGAGCAGCGGAGAGAUACAGGAGAACAGUGCCCGCUGGUAGGACCGUGUUAUCCCAAUGAUUAAAUCAUGUGACGGAUUAAAGAAGCCUUUCUAUCAUUAUGAAGUCGGAUUUUCUGAAGAGGUAGCUGAUAGCCUGCAGGCUCCUGACAGGAGGAAUGGUCAGAAGAGGUUAUCCCUUGGGAUCAUCAUGUACUGUCCGAUGCUGACUGACAAGAAAAAGCUCUGGUAGCCCGAGGAGGAUCGUCUACCCUAACUUUUCCUCCUCCUGGGAUCAAUGACCGGACCCAACUCCCCGAGCCGGACCGGCACCUCCCCGGCCAAGCUGAGCAGGCACGGACGGUCCAAGAGCACCAGCUCGCACUGCCUCCUCCGCUGCAGCACCCAAGAGGAGUCUUCUGCGUCUCCCCCUAACAACAGUUCCCGAUCCCCUGCCGAGGAAGAGGAGAAGGAUGGAGGGGUUCUCUUCUAUGUUAACCGGACCGGUUUUCCCAUCGAAAGCGUCACCUGGGAGAGGAUGUGGUCCCAUGUGGCUGCUGUGCAUCCCGAGGGCCAGGAGAUGGUGGACAGGAUACGAAAUGCUGCAUACCUUCCCAAGCAUCCUAUUCCCUCAGUUCCGACCUUCAAACCGUCCAUGUCGGUCCCAGACUGGCUCGUUGCCAUCCAGAACUACAUGAAGGCUCUGCAAUACAACCACACAGGAACCCAGUUCUUUGAAAUCAAGAAGAGCCGUCCUCUGUGUGGGUUAAUGGAGACAGCAAGAGAGAUGAUCAGGGAGUCUUUGCCAAUCAAAUGCCUCGAAGCCGUCAUCUUGGGAAUCUACCUGACCAAUGGACUGACGUCUCUCGAGCGUUUCCCCAUCAGCUUUAAGACCCAGUUUUCAGGUCACUGCUUCCACCAUGUUGUGCUGGGCGUCUACUGCAACGGUCGCUAUGGAUCGCUGGGUAUGAGCCGCCGCCAGGACCUGAUGGACAAACCGCUGACCCACCGCACACUGGGAGAACUGGUGGCUGAGUUUGAGAGCUCCUACAAGAGAUACCAGCACACUCUUAAGAAGGUGAAGAUCGGCCUUUACGUGCCUCAUGAUCCCCACGUCUUCCAGCCAAUUGAGUGGAAGCAUUUGGUGCUAAAUGCUGCCCGACUGGGAGCUCAGGAGAUGAGGAAGGAGCUGGAGAAGCAUGGCCGGGACAUGAGGAUGAAGAUCCUAAAAUCAUCCAGCGCCCAGUCACCAAUCAAGGAGCGGAGCCGAGGGAAGUCCUUAUCACCAAGGCGACGACAGACCAGUCCCCAGCGGCGCUUCACACACCGCAGAGACAAAUCGCCGGCCUCAGUGGAGAGAAAACCUCCAGAGCUCAGCACUCUCAAUGACGGUUACCAGAUCCGCAUCUGAAUCCCUCCAUUCACCGACAAGUCAUCAUCAGCCGUUCCACAUCCGUCCAGACCCCUCGACCACCCCGAUCCAAGAGUCUCUACCUGCCACCAGUGUUUCUAAGAGAGCAGUCACUGCAGCUGGAGCAGCACAGUUGGAUUUUCCACAGCGGAUGGUGAACACUCAAAUAUAUAUUAAACAAACUUGAACAGGAGAAACUUCAUUGUCGCUGAAACUCACCAAGGAAGGCGAUAGUUCUUGUCUUAAUAUUUCAGUGUUUGCUCAUUUAGCAGCAAUGAAUCUUUGACAACAUCCUCGUCAUCACACACAGCCUGACAGUGGCUGCUCUUUUCUAUCACAUCAACACAUUUCAGUCAUGUAGCUGCUCAGAGAAUCAGCGCAGAAUUGAAUCAGUUUGUUUAAGAUUUCCAACAUUUCAAUCAACUUCAGUGUAUUAAAGAAGAGCUAGAACAAGAAGUUCUCAAUCCAAACAGUUUAAAGUAUGAGUGGUUAAUGAGACAAAUCACCAUGUUGGAAGAAUCACAACAAUAAAGCGGAGGAUUCUCUUUAAACAAAACUCAACCUAAAAUGCAUUCAUUUAUUGGUUGUUUUGGCAUCUUACCUUAUAGUGAUACCACUUCUAUAGCACAAAUCCACAUUUUAAGUAGUUAUAUUUUGGCAGGGAUGGAGGUUUGUGAUGACUUUACAGUUUUGACAGUUUGUUGUCAGUUUUCCAACAUGGUGGGGAGGAAAAGCAGACGUGAGAUGACAAAGAAGCAGGAAAUACACAGGAGAUACAAGCACCCAUUAUAAAUUAAUUUAAACUACGGCUUCAUCUUUAAGAAUAACAGAAUGUCCUGACAGCUGCUCUGCUAGCGACUUAGUGGUGCUGUACAGUGAAAGUAAUCAAAGUCAUAUUUCCCUUCCACUGUGGCUUCUCCUGAACCCUUGUGAACCAGCAGCAGUUUAAAUAAGAUGACUAAGUAGACUUCCGUUUGCAGAUUUUAUUGAUCACGGUGGACGAGUUUAGAAUAAAGAGAGGACGCUCAAUAAAGUAUGCGGGGAAAUCAAAGAUGCAGAGUCAAUGGAGAAGAAAGAGAGGAUAAAAGGAAGCAGGACGAGGAGGAAAGACGUGAGAAGCGAGGGAGCGAUACAGAGAGGAUUCACUGCAGAAGAUAGGAUGAUGAUUAGAGCACUGCGGCAAACCUCCUGUCCCCUCUUCCUCUCAGAUCCCCUCUUCUCCUCCUCUGCCCUCUGUUGACACAUAACUGCAUACAUAACUACAGCAGUGUUUCUAUUGAAGGGCAGUGAGCAUCAGGAACGAACACGUCAUAGAAAAAAUUGAAAGGCUCAAUAUCAAACACAGACUAGAGGUAGUUAAAAGACCCAGUAUUGUAUGCCAAAAAGACAGAAAGCCUCUUGUAAAAGGGCAGGUUUUUCUGUCUGAUGUUUCUGUCGGCAUCACUGCUAUUUUAGCAAAGCGAUUUUUCUUGUUAUUUAUGGUGCAGCUGCAAGAAGGAAAACAUCUGUCGUUGGAUGGAGAUGUGGCUGCAGGACCUUUUUUUCAAGUGCAGUAAUCACACUUUAUUAAAAAUAGCUAUCAAUGUUGGUAAAGUUCCACAAACCAUCUACACAUAUGGUUCCUGCCCCGUGGCUCAAGAUUGAAGUUGGGAGAAAGAGUAUUUAAAAUUACGUGAAGUAAGUAUUGCUCAUUGUUGCUUUUGUCUUGUGCAGUUCUAGAGGCUUUCACUUUCCAGGUCCACAAAUCCCAACUUUUGUUUUUUUGGGGGCCUGAAGCCUCAUGUAUUACGCAAAAAAAUGCAGAAAUUGUGGAAAAGUCAGGAAAAAACACAAUUUUGUGUACAGAUUUUUCCUCUUUCUCAUCCUCUUCGAUUUUUUCUUGGGACUCCCUUUAAGUUUCUAAGUGUGACAAUGAACGACAAGACAGUUAAAAUGAAUAUUAUAGGCUUAAGAGAACUCUGCAGGCAAACGCAUCCUGUUCCGAUCUCACAUGGAAAAUAAUAGUUUCCUUAAUCCCAAUCCAGAAUUCAACCUUGAGCAUUUCCAAAACCGGCUAGCAGAAGCCCGGUGGAGUUCUGUAUGUGCUGACCAAGCUCAGCUGUAGCCAUCCCAUGAGUUCACACAGUGAACUAACUUGCUGUCAGCAGACUGGCUGCUGCAAUCACAGCUGUUCCACCAACAGCUGGAAAAUAAAAAGAUUCAGCUGGUCCAAGAUCAGCUUCAGCCACGUUGUACAAUCAGACAAACACUCAGUAACAAAAGCCUCCUUCAUGACAGACACAGUGGAGUAACAGUCUGUGCAGCCUCUCAGCAGAUAGAAAAGACAGUCAGGCAGCUGGGUCAGGACCAUUUGAGAGAUUUGGUCACAAAAUUGUGAAGAUAAUUUUAAAAUAUGUCAUGUUUUAGUCACAGUAAUUGCUAUUUGGUUAAAUUUCUGCUCAGUGCAGCAAAUAAGAAUUUCAAAAUCAGAAAAGUUCUCAGAGCAGAUGAAUCGUCUUUGUGAAGCCAAGUGACCAGUAGGAGCUCCUUCAGUACUGUAUGCACUGUUUCACGCUCAUGUGUGUGAUGCAUCAUAAGGAUGGUCCAAAAAUAGCCAAUCAAAUCUGAUUGUUUUUUGGAUUUUCCUGCCGAGGCCUUCAGUAAAUCAACACUAUGAAGCUUGAAAUCAAAGAAGCUUGAAAUCUCACAUCACACACGUCCAGUACGACAUCCAUAGUUGAAUGAAAAACAAAACACACACAAAGGUAGAAUAUCACAUAUCAAAACCUGAUGUUUAACUGUAUUCAGCUCACUUCUCAUAGAGACAUUGUUACAUAUGUCUGUGCUUAGAUACAGCACACCUUUAUGUUCAUUUACAAACACCUAUGUUUAUUCAUGUUUGUUACAUCCACAGAAUGUACAGUACGGGUUUAAGCCUUAAUGCUGAGAACUCUACAAGUCAGUUUUAAGCAACUAAAGAGAUAUUUAUAAGUACAAGAAUAUUUUUCUGUCACCAGCCCCAUACCAGUGGAUAUAAAGGGUUAAAAUACAGAUUUUCAUGUAGAUUAAACUCACAGUGUCUUGGUUUGGCUGCUUAGAACUAUAGAUGAUUGAUUGUCUGCCUUUCGGAUACCUGAAAACACAACAACUGACUUCUACGGUUUUCAACUAAAGGUUUAACUGGGGCUACAUCCACACUAGUAUGAUCUCCAUCUCUAUCAUUUCAGAAGCUUAAACAGGAUGGGUACCACUUCUUUGAAUUUCCAUUUCUGCAAAUCCAGACUGAAAUGCAACCCCAGAGUCUUCAAACCAACAAUCUCUAUCUUAAGUGUCAUAAAACCCAGGAAUCAUGUAGACGCAGCACCAGUUAUGCAUUUUAAAACUGAAAUGUACGAGUGUGGAUGUAGCCUACAAAUGGUGUUUCCCAAAAGAAUCGAAGCAUGAAAAGGAUCUUUGUUUGAUUAGGCUGCACCAGAAAAUGCACGUUUUUGGCGACCCAAAAUGGCAAUGAAAGAUUACACGUAAACCACCCAGAAGUCACUGAAACCCCUGCCAUUGUGCUUGUAAAGAUACUCUGUGAAGGUUUUACCAACUGGCAGCACUGUGGAGCAACAUGUUUAGAAGUAGUCCGAGCUUUGUUUGUAAUGUUUGAUGAUGGAAAAAUCAUUUCAACACAUUCAUAAGGCCUUAAGGAUACACACCGUGUGUUUUGGUGAUGAAUAGUGCAGAAAAAGAAAAUGAAAAUCACAGGAUACAGGAUAAUUUUCUGCUGCUACUUUGUGAUGAACCUGGUGCUGCUUUAAAGGUCCAGUGUUUAGGACAUUAUUGGGUGCAGUGGUGAGGUUGUAGAUUGUGAUCAGGCCAUCGCCUCGCUUUUAACGUCUAAGCAUGCCACUAAAGUGGGUGCUAAAAAAGCAAAAGGCUGUCUCUAGAGUUGAUGUUUUAUUUGUCCAUUCUGUGCUUCUGUAGAAACAUGGCCUUGCAACACAAUGGACCGUCUCCCUCUGUAGAUAUAAAGGGCUCAUUCUAAGUUAUCCAAAACGGUGAUUCUUCUUGACACUCAUGGAAACAUAUUUUUAGUUUCUACACCUAAAUCCUACAAACUGGACCUUUAAGUGUAUAUCUAAUGAAGCAAAGAUGAUCUUAAAAGCCUGUAAAAGUUUGGGAAAACACCAGUGUGUUUUUUUUGUUGUUGUUAUUUUGGUUGUGUCAGCAAAAGAUUUUCAGAAGUAUGUUUCUAGAUCUUUUCAUUUGAUUGUUUCAUAUCUUUUCUUUGAAUGUUUCACAAAGUCCUCUCAAUCACACAAGUGAGUUUCGUUGCCAACUGAAAACUACACAUUUUAUCCUAGCUUUUUGUUUCAACAAUAAGCUAUGCACGCGCUGUGUUUUAGAGAGGAGGUUACAGCAAAAAACAGAAAUCCUAGUCUUCCACAAUUCAAAUGUUGUAGGAGAAAGGUGUUUGUGGCUCGAUCUACAUAACAACAAAUCACAUUUUUAACCGUCCGUACAGAAAAAUCAUUUAGAAUGAUUCUACUCGCCAAGUAAAACCACAAAACCACAACCUGCAGCUUUCUCUCUGUGUAGAUCCAGCCUGAGCCAUUAUCACAGAUUCAAGGUACUGUGAGCAAAGUGGAAUAUUUUUACAUAUUUCUGAUGUUUGGCCAGCGGUGGACAAGCACAGCCCAGAGACAGAGAUCUGACCGUCACAUCUCCACCUCUGGAACAAACCAGCGUGUUCAUAUUUGUACUGACGGUUGUGUGUCGAUGCUUUCUAAAGGCUUGAUGUUUGUUCGCAUACAGAAGAAGCACAAAGCUGCUUUUGCUUUUUGAGUAUUCCUUCUGUUCCACAGCAGAGUUUGGUACAAGCAGACAAAAAAAUGAGGCUUUUUCCAAGCAAAGAACCACAUAUCUCGGAGUGCGUUUUUCGGGAACGUUUAUUUUCAGACUGAUCUUGUAUCUUGCUCUUGUACUUUUGGAACAAACUGAGGAUCAACACGUUCGAAGGGCCUAAGUUCGCUCUGACUGGGAGGACAUGGGACUCAAAGUCAGACAUUGAAGCUGCAGUUUUGGGUUUCACCCAACAACAGUUAUAAACUACCUGACUGCUCAGCAGGGACACAAACUGUCACGUUACCGGAGUCACAAAUGGCAACAAAGCAGCCUGAAGCAGUGAUGCUCGAUGUAGCAGCUGAGAUCUGUUAUUCUGUCAGUUUGCAAUAGAGAAUUCUGUGCUUGACAGUUUUUCUUACUGAAUGUUUUGGGGCUUUUUUUGAUGACUUUUUGUGUUUGACUGAAAUCUGUUUUAUCAAGAGUUUGAUUCUUCGAUUGUACACUAUGAUUUUGAAUGAGGAGCAUUUGUUUAAAAAAAAACGAAAAAGUGACACCUUGUUCUUGUAUCAGGUGUUCUUUUUGAAGGCCUUUGAUUUGUUCUAAGUGCUGAUACCAUGUUUCUCAACUCUCUUAGUCUGAAACUUACUCUACUGCAGUGGUUCUCAGACUCGCUCAUUUUCCUCCUUUGAAGCUGAAAACAGUCGGUGUCGUUUUUGUGAAUCACUUAGCCAAUCAAGUAACUGAUAAAAACACAGCCAGCACCACAGGACCACUGCUGUAUUGUAAAAUGACCUGUUGCAUUUUCUUAAACUUAGGUUUUGAUCACACUGCUUUUACCGUUCAAACACAUUGGACGCAAAUUUGACGAUACAAAGACCUGAAUUCUCUGCUGUGACGUGCCGAAGACUCAUUUUUGAAGCAGAGAUGUCGGUAAUCUGACUUCUGUUACCUUUUUUUAUUUACCCUAAAGCUGACAAGGACUUAUCAAAGGUGAAACAACGUCACGGCUGCUUAUUUCACCAAAACACAUACAUUUAAAUACAGUAGUAUCAUUUUCAGAGCAAAAUGUCCAAACAAUAUUGAAAACAGAAGAAUUUGAUGGAAAUGAGAAAGUGUUCAUUUGACCAGUGCCUCAGCAGUGUCUGUUUAAUCAGAUAAGAUAUAGAUCUGCUUAAUUUACAUCUUUGCUGUGAAUUUGUAACACUUGCCCAUGUGCUUUGUGCAAAAAAAAGGUGACAUCCUCGCUCACUACAGUUAUUCCCUUCUUGUUUGGAUCACUAGUUUGGUUCUUUUUUUGACUUGUUUCUCAAAGUGAUUUCCUUCUUAUGAACUAUUUACUUCAUGUUGCGAAGAACAAAGGGACAGCCAGCCUUCUUUCAAACUUGUGAGUCCGAUGUGAGCAAAAAUUCAAGUGUGUGUGCGUGAUUCGAACCUCAAACCACUGUAACAGUAUUCAGCCAGCAUCUAGAUUUGAUCGAACAGCUCAGCGGACUGACCGGAGCCGAUGGAUGGAGCUGAUGAACCCUCUGUGAUGACUUUAGUAACCUCGCAGAGCACACACACACACACACACACACACACACACACACACACACACACACACACACACACACACACACACACACACACACACACACACACACACACACACACACACACACACACACACACACUCUGUUACUGUUGCUAGUGUUUUUAUCAAGCGCUGUUGAGUCUGUUCAGAUUUCCUGUGUGAAUAUGCAGCGUGGUUUUUGUAUUCUGUGGAGAUCAAUAGUAGGAGAAAAUGUGAGCCCUGGUGAUUAUUGUAACUCUCCUGCUGUUGCCGUGUAAAUGGUCUGAUAGCAGCUGUUUUUAUCAACGACUGUAGCAGCAUGUGUUCUUUUAUUAAAUAAUCUAUGUUUUUAAA